This is a messenger RNA of Hypomesus transpacificus, 1884 nucleotides long. RefSeq names its product enolase 1a, (alpha) (gene eno1a). Bases 130 to 1428 code for a protein of 432 amino acids. Gene Ontology annotation, molecular function: magnesium ion binding; phosphopyruvate hydratase activity. The transcript has 12 exons. Gene Ontology annotation, biological process: glycolytic process. Gene Ontology annotation, cellular component: phosphopyruvate hydratase complex. Lineage: Eukaryota; Metazoa; Chordata; Actinopteri; Osmeriformes; Osmeridae. The record is from RefSeq and is a predicted model, not a curated record.
CUGAUUCUAUCAGUAGCCAGGACUGUCACCAUAGACUGUCACGAGCGCCUUCUCUGACUGCCAGCACGAGAGAGAGCACUACUCUCGCACACAGUUAGGCCAUACAAAGCCCCCUGCAGACCCAGCAUCAUGUCUAUCCUGAAGAUUCACGCUCGGGAGAUUUUUGACUCCCGUGGCAACCCCACAGUGGAGGUCGACCUGUACACCAAGAAAGGUCUGUUCAGAGCUGCAGUUCCCAGCGGGGCCUCCACUGGCAUCUAUGAGGCUCUGGAACUGCGUGACAAUGACAAGACACGCUACAUGGGCAAAGGGGUGAAAAGAGCUGUUAAAUAUAUAAAUGAGUUCUUGGCUCCAGCUUUGUGUAACCAGAGUGUGAACGUUUUGGAGCAGGAGAAGGUUGACCAGCUGAUGCUGGACAUGGAUGGCACAGAGAACAAGUCUAAGUUCGGUGCAAAUGCCAUCCUGGGCGUGUCCCUGGCUGUGUGCAAGGCUGGUGCUGCAGAGAAAGGCGUUCCCCUCUACCGCCACAUAGCUGAUCUCGCUGGCAACCCAGAAGUCAUCCUCCCUGUCCCCGCCUUCAACGUCAUCAACGGAGGCUCCCACGCCGGCAACAAACUGGCCAUGCAGGAGUUCAUGAUCCUGCCAGUGGGGGCCAGUUCCUUCAAGGAUGCCAUGCGCAUUGGUGCCGAGGUCUACCACAACCUGAAGAAUGUCAUCAAGGAGAAGUACGGCCAAGAUGCCACCAACGUAGGAGACGAGGGCGGCUUCGCACCCAACAUCCUGGAGAACAAGGAAGCUCUGGAACUUCUGAAGACUUCCAUCGCCAAAGCCGGCUACACUGACAAGAUCGUCAUCGGCAUGGACGUGGCUGCCUCUGAGUUCUAUAAGGGGGGCAAGUACGACCUGGACUUCAAGUCCCCUGACGACCCCAGCCGCUACAUCAGUCCUGACCAGCUGGCCGACCUGUACAAGAGCUUUGUCAAGGAUUACCCAGUGGUCUCCAUUGAGGACCCCUUUGACCAGGAUGACUGGGCGGCGUGGUCCAACUUCACGGCAUCCACCAGCAUCCAGGUGGUGGGUGACGACUUGACAGUGACCAACCCCAAGCGCAUCGCCAAGGGUGUGGAUGAGAAGGCCUGCAACUGUCUGCUGCUCAAGGUCAACCAGAUCGGCUCCGUCACAGAGUCCCUGCAGGCGUGCAAGAUGGCCCAGUCUAAUGGCUGGGGAGUGAUGGUCAGCCAUCGCUCUGGUGAGACAGAGGAUACCUUCAUUGCUGACCUGGUGGUUGGGCUCUGCACUGGACAGAUUAAGACUGGUGCCCCUUGCCGAUCUGAGCGUCUGGCCAAAUACAACCAGUUGCUCAGGAUUGAGGAGGAGCUUGGCGACAAGGCCCGCUUCGCUGGCCAGAACUUCAGGCACCCAAUCUAAAUAGUUCACCUGCCUCGGGCCUGUCUGUUUCCAUGGUGAAUACUGCCCAUACAUUAGCCACGCUAGGUUGCUCCCCCUGUCUGGAGGGAAGGUGGAUCGGCAGUGAAAUCCAAGGUUCCAAGUCUGUGGUCUGUGGUACUGAAACCUGUAUUUCCUUGUUGUCCACAUUGUACCACCCAUCCUCUACUAAGCUUUGGCUACCCAAUUGGUACUGGUCUAUUUGUUUGUGUCCGUGUAUCGCGCGAGAGAGCUUUGUUUUUGCUUCUUGUGAGUUGUAGUGAAUCUGGUUAUCUUCUGAGUAUUCUAGUGAAGAGCUACUGUAAGUUUAGUACUGUGCUGCUUUGAGCAGUUAUAAGAGUACCAUAUGUGCAAUGUGUCGCCUCUGAUGAGUUUUAGUGUUACUGUAAGCGUUGGCGGAAUUCAAAAUAAACAAUCUCAUAUGAAAUGGACAAGAUA